AGUGGUCAAUGACAAAUUAAGAAGCUCUUCGAAAGAUCUAUCCAAAAAAGAAAAAGAAGCUCUUCGAAAGGAAAUAUAAAAAUAAGGCGGUUUAACACACUAACCCCUUUCCUUUUCUUCAAUCUUUGUGCCUCUCCCAUGGUUGUUCUCUAUGUUUUGCUGUUUCUGAAAGAAAGAAGAGAGAGAGAGAGAUAAGAGUGUUUGUUUAGUUAAAAUCUAGGGCUGGCUAAGAGUAAGAAAGAUAUAUCUCUAUAUAAUUAUCGUUAUUCAAAAGCAUAGGCACAGAGAGAGUGAUUUUUGAGAAAGAGAGAGAGGGAGCGACAAUGCCUGCAUUGGACGCUUUCGAUGCGUUCCUUUUCUCUCUAAGCAGAGCCUUUUGCAGCCCUCUCGGAGUCUUCGUUCAGAUCCAGGGAUGUUUAAUAUGCUUAAUUCUUGCUCUUGGGUGGGCUUUUGCGGCCUAUGUCAGGAAUAGGGAGAUCAAACAGAUGAAGGAUAGUAUGCGAUGUGGCAAUAGCUUUGCUUUUCUUUAUCAUGAUAUUAAUAAACUUGAGCACACUAAUCAGGAGAAUCUGCCCAGAGUGUCAGUUGUUAUGCCUUUGAAGGGUUAUGGAGAACACAAUCUACACAAUUGGAGAAGUCAGAUUACAUCUCUCUACGGUGGUCCUGUAGAAUUUCUUUUUGUGUUGGAAAGUACAGAAGACCCUGCUUACAGUGUUGUAUCUUCGUUAAUAUCAGAUUUUAAGGAUGAAGUUGAUGCUAAGGUUAUCGUAGCUGGUUUGUCAACUACUUGCAGUCAGAAAGUUCACAAUCAGUUGGUUGGAGUGGAGAAAAUGCAUAAAGACAGCAAGUAUGUAUUAUUUUUGGAUGAUGACGUUAGGUUGCACCCUGGUUCAAUUGGAGCUCUCACUGCUGAGAUGGAAAAGAAUCCUGAUAUAUUUAUUCAAACUGGAUACCCUCUUGAUUUACCUUCAGGGAGUUUAGGGAGUUACUGCAUUUAUGAAUAUCACAUGCCUUGUUCAAUGGGAUUUGCUACUGGUGGAAAAACAUUCUUUUUGUGGGGAGGGUGCAUGAUGAUGCAUGCUGAUGAUUUUAGACUUGACCGGUAUGGUGUGGUCUCGGGACUUCGAGAUGGUGGAUACUCUGAUGACAUGACUCUUGCAGCUAUAGCUGGGGCUCACAAGAGGCUCAUUACAUCACCUCCGGUUGCUGUGUUUCCUCACCCCCUUUCAAGUGAACUUAGCUUCUCAAGGUAUUGGAAUUACUUGAGGAAGCAGACAUUUGUUUUGGAGUCAUACACAACGAAUGUUAAUUGGAUAAUGAAUCGUGCAUUGUUUACAUCCCACUGCUACCUGUCAUGGGGAUUCGUAGCACCAUACAUUAUGUCUAUGAUUCAUAUUACUGCAGCACUUAGAAUUUACAUUAAAGGGUAUUCACUCGAGGAAACUUCCUUCACUUCUGGUGGGUUGUUACUGGUGGGCUACCUAGCUAUAUGUACUUUAGUAGAACUUCUUUCAAUGUGGAACUUGACAAGGAUAGAAGUUCACCUAUGCAACGUGUUAUCUCCUGAGGCACCUAAACUGUCGCUUGCUUCUUACAAUUGGGUUCUUGUAUUCAUUGCAAUGCUAGUGGAUAACUUUUUGUACCCUGUCUCUGCAAUGCGUUCUCAUUUAUCUCAGUCUAUCAAUUGGUCUGGUAUCCAGUAUCAUUUGAAGAAUGGAAAGAUAAGUAAGAUUGAAAGAUGCAAGGAAAUGGGUCCAGAGAAGUCGUACUUGGGAGGAAAAAAAUUACUAUAUGGGAAGAAAGGCGCUCCUCCCAAAGUCUCGUUACUCAGUUCAUUGGCCAGAAGUAUGGCGCAAUGGCACCAGCCUAAGAAAUUUGAUAGCUAGAAAUGGGCUUUACCAAUCCCCCAUAAAAAAAGGAAAAAAAGAAGAAGAAAAGCUUAAAUCCUUUUGCCCACCUAUUGCGAUUUAAUGGGCACCAAGGGCUUCAGAAGCAAGAAAUGCUGUGGAUUAUCUGGUCCUCGUAGAUUGCUUGGCCAUCCAUUACUCAUGAUUAAAGUGUUUUAGGAAUAUUUGCUUCAAUAUUUUUUUUUAAUCCCCAUUCAAUCUAUUUGAUUCUUCUGCAUCACCACACCCCCCCCCCCCUCUUUUUCUGGCCUGAUUUUGUAUUUUGCACUUUGUUUGUAAUUUAUUGAGUUGUUAAACAGUUCAAUUCA
This is a messenger RNA of Quercus lobata, 2215 nucleotides long. Its product is annotated as Nucleotide-diphospho-sugar transferases superfamily protein. Gene Ontology annotation, cellular component: membrane. The coding region runs from base 324 to 1886 and encodes 520 amino acids. Gene Ontology annotation, molecular function: ceramide glucosyltransferase activity. The record is from RefSeq and is a predicted model, not a curated record. The transcript is spliced from 14 exons. NCBI's taxonomy places the organism in Eukaryota, Viridiplantae, Streptophyta, Magnoliopsida, Fagales, Fagaceae. Gene Ontology annotation, biological process: glucosylceramide biosynthetic process.